AUGCCCGGACACGGUGGAAGAAACCCAAUCAGAUGGGCCAGGACCUCUGCGAAGAAGCUUGUGGUUGACUGUCACCCUGCCGCCUCUGGAAAGCGAGAGGCCGAGUUGACCGCCGUCUUCAACGACCUGGCCAAGCAGUACCAGAAGGGCACUCAUAGAGAUUCUGGUGCCUCUGCUGAACAGUUCCAUGAUCACUUCCUCAAGUCACUCCGUGACAUGUCCAAUAAUCUGCUGCCCACUGCUGGCCAAGUCGCCAACAACGCUGUCAUCGCUGUCAACACCGUCAACGUCGCCAAUGCCAACAGCACUGCCUUGGUCAAGACCAACGACACUGUCAACGCUGUCAACGCCAACAGCACCGCCUUAGUCCCUGCCAACAACAAUGUCAACGCUGUCAACCCUGUCAAUGCAAACAGCACCGCCUUAGUCCCUGCCAACAACAUCACCAUGGCCCCUGUUCCUGUCCCCGCCCCUUUCAACAGCACCGCCUUGGUUCCUGCCAACACCACCAACAUGAACCCCGUCGCCAUCAACAACGUGAACAAGCGCCCUUCCGACAACGGCCAAGACAGCGCCAACAAGCGCUCCAAGACCGAGACCGAGGUGGACGCCCCCGGAACCACGACCACCUUCAACAUCAACACCAACGGCCCUUCCACUACCCGCUUUCACACCGGCGUUUACAUGGCCGAGUUCAUGUUGGUCGGUUCGGGUUCCGUUCAGGUCCAUUCUACUGGUGUUCCCGCUUUCGUUCAGCCUCCUUUCGUUCAGCAGCCUGCCCCUGCCGCUCUUGCCGGUCGUGCUGCCGCUCGCGCUGCUGCUGCUGCUGCUGCUCCUCCUGGUGCCGGUAGUAACCAGGAUAAGCGCAAGAGCAAGGGCAAGGGCAAGGACGAGGGUGACGAUAGUCCUAGCCAACGUUGGCAUCAAGACGUGCCUAAGCUGAUGGUUGUAUUGGGAGGUAAUGAGGGAUUAUGGUACUGGCUGUGA
This is a messenger RNA of Neurospora crassa OR74A, 987 nucleotides long. RefSeq lists its product as hypothetical. NCBI's taxonomy places the organism in Eukaryota, Fungi, Ascomycota, Sordariomycetes, Sordariales, Sordariaceae. Bases 1 to 987 code for a protein of 328 amino acids. The transcript has 2 exons. The record is from RefSeq and is a predicted model, not a curated record.